Molecule: messenger RNA, 599 nt
Organism: Cornus florida
Lineage: Eukaryota; Viridiplantae; Streptophyta; Magnoliopsida; Cornales; Cornaceae
Product: histone H3.2-like
Exons: 1
Coding region: 60-470 (136 amino acids)
Cellular component (GO): nucleosome
Molecular function (GO): protein heterodimerization activity; structural constituent of chromatin; DNA binding
Source: RefSeq, a predicted model, not a curated record
CCUCCUCUCUCUCUCUAUAUUUUUAUUUUUCUCUCUAAAUUGUUUGUCUUGUUAAAGCAAUGGCUCGAACAAAGCAAACCGCUAGAAAAUCCACCGGAGGCAAGGCCCCGAGGAAGCAACUGGCCACCAAGGCCGCCCGGAAGUCGGCCCCAGCCACCGGCGGCGUGAAGAAGCCCCACCGCUUCAGGCCAGGGACAGUGGCUCUGCGAGAGAUCAGGAAGUACCAGAAGAGCACGGAGCUCUUGAUCCGAAAGCUCCCCUUCCAGCGACUCGUCCGUGAGAUAGCUCAGGACUUCAAGACCGACCUCAGGUUCCAGAGCAGCGCCGUCUCGGCGUUGCAGGAGGCGGCGGAGGCGUAUCUGGUGGGACUGUUCGAGGACACUAAUUUGUGCGCCAUUCACGCCAAGAGAGUCACUAUUAUGCCCAAAGAUAUGCAGCUCGCUAGGAGGAUCAGAGGAGAGAGAGCUUGAUCUGUUCGUGUUUGUGUGUGUGUGUGUGUUUUUUUUUUUUUUCCCUUUCUACUCUCUGAUGUUUAGGUUGAGAUGGGUAUGUAGCUUCUUUGAAAUUUAUGGAAAUGUAGUGAUUUUCUAUGUCUAAAA